This is a messenger RNA of Pneumocystis carinii B80, 1977 nucleotides long. Its product is annotated as biotin-[acetyl-CoA-carboxylase] ligase. Bases 1 to 1977 code for a protein of 658 amino acids. Gene Ontology annotation, biological process: protein modification process. NCBI's taxonomy places the organism in Eukaryota, Fungi, Ascomycota, Pneumocystomycetes, Pneumocystales, Pneumocystaceae. The record is from RefSeq and is a predicted model, not a curated record. The transcript has 5 exons. Gene Ontology annotation, cellular component: cytoplasm. Gene Ontology annotation, molecular function: biotin--[biotin carboxyl-carrier protein] ligase activity.
AUGGAGAUUUUAAUAUAUACAGAUACAGAAACAUCAAAAUUAUCAGUAGAACAAGUAUUUUCUAUUUUUCAAUUUUUAUUAGGGCCAUAUUAUGUUAUAAAAAAGGUGAAUAAAUUAUAUCUUGAACAGCGAAGUAGAUGGGAUGACAUUGCGCUUUUUAUUAUGCCGGAUAGUCAAGAUGUUAUUUAUAAUAAUGGAUUAGGUGAAAAGACAAACGAAAAAAUAUUAGAAUAUCUUAAGAAUGGGGGUAAAUAUAUAGGAAUAGGAGCAGGUGGAUACUAUGCAUCUGCUUAUACAGAAAUUAAAUCUAAUGAUGCUGAAAACAAGGAUAGUAAACUUGUAAUUUUUCCGGGUAUUGCACGAAGGAUUGAAUUUUCUGAAUAUAUUUCUUCUAAUAAUGGUGAUAAACGGAUAGCACAUAUACAUAUUGAAGAUGAAUCAUAUGAGCAUGAAAAUGACAUGUAUUAUUAUCAUAAUGGUGUAUCAUUUGUGAACGCAGAUGAAUUCUUAAAUACACGAAUUUUAGCAAGUUAUAAAGAAAUAAACUCUAAUGAUAAGAAAUCAACCAAUGCAGCAAUUAUUCAAUGUAGGAUCGGGAAAGGAGAGGCUGUUUUAUUUACUGUUCAUCCAGAAUAUUCUGGAUUUAGUACAGAUUUGAAAGACAAUAUUAGGGACUGCCCUGAGAAUUUUAAUAAGCUACUGUUAUCCGAAAACAGUAGAACUAUGUUUUUAAGACAUAUACUUCAAUCACUUGGUUUACAAACUACAUCUAAACCCAUUAUAUCCUCAGAGAUUACAAAUCUUCAUCUUUUUUCGAAGUUUUCAGAUCUUAUUAAAGAGACGACUAAUAUUCUAUAUAAUAUUUCUGAAAUAAUAAAUGGAGAGCAUAUUAUUAAAUGUGAAAAUGAUUCAUUUUGUUUACAAAAAUCAUCAACGAAUACUUUUAAUCAAAAUUCUUUAAACAAUUCUCAUGAUUAUGACUAUGAAAUAAUUCCAAAAUAUAUCAAAAUUCAUGAACAUCUUCCAACUAUAUUAGAAACUCCAUUUUUUAAUCAUGAAAUCUAUUUUAAAAACCUUUUAGCAUCAAGAACUUUAAAAAAAGAGAAAAAAUAUAUGGGAAAUAUAGUAUUAUAUGGAGAAACAGUAUCUAGCUCACAAACAUUACUUGAUAAAAACUUAAAACUUUUAAGAGUUUUGCCCACAGGAUUUGUUUUUGUAGCUACACAACAAACAGAAGGAAAAGGUCGAAAAAAUAAUAUUUGGAUAUCUCCACAAGGCACUCUAGCAUAUUCUUUAAUUAUAAGACAACCAGAAUAUUUACUGCUUUCAUCAACUGUAUUUAUACAAUAUUUAGUCUCACUUGCAAUAGUUGAAGCUAUUAAAACUUAUGACAAUUAUUAUAAUGAACUUGAUAUUCAUAUUAAAUGGCCAAAUGAUAUAUGUGUAAAGCAGCCUGAGGAAAAUACUAUUGAACCAUCUUUUAUACUGAACAAUAUUGGCUAUAUUAAAAUUGGUGGGAUAUUAAUAAAUUGCAAACAUAUAGAUAAUGAAUUUCUUAUGAUUAUUGGAUGUGGUAUUAAUGUUAGUAAUCUUCUUCCAACAACAUCUCUUGAAAUGAUUAUUAAAAGUUUAAAUGCUAAAAAAAUGGCAGAGAAACAGCCAUUAUUAUCAGAAAUCACACAAGAAAAAUUAUUGGCACGUAUAAUGACAACAUUAGAAAGUAUGUAUUAUGAAUUUUGUUUGAAUAAUGGGUUUGAAUCAUUUGAACAACAAUAUUAUAAGUAUUGGCUUCAUAGUGGUCAAAUUGUUACUUUAGAAGAAAAUAGUAAUGCUAUUAUAACUGGAAUAAAUCCAAUAAAUGGAGGAUUAAAUGCAGAAGGCAUUGAAAAUGGAGAAAAAAAUGGAAAAAAAUGGGAGCUAUAUCCAUAUUCAAAUAGUUUUGAUAUGACAAAAGGGUUAAUUAAAAAAAAGGUAUAA